GCGGCGGCAUGGACACGGGCGCCAGCAGGGGCUGCGGGCGCGCGGCUCCCCGCCCGGCCCAGCCGGUUCCCGGUGAGCGGCCGCCGCAGCCCCCGGGGCCCGCAGGGAGGCCGUCCCCGUCCCCGCGCCCGGCGCAAGUUGCUUCAGACCCUCUGUGAGGAGAGGCGGCGCCGGCCGGCGGGAGCGGGGCGAGGCGUGCGGGCGCGGGCGCGAUGCCUCCGGCCGGCGGUCCCCGUGCGCCGCGCCCCGCCGCGCUGCCCCGCAGCCUGUCCCGCCUGCGCCAGUGCCCCGGCCGCUCCCGCAUAGUGCUGGCGCUCGGGGCCACGCAGAUGGCGCUCGGCUGCCUCAUCGUGGCCGUCAGCUUCGCCGCGCUGGCGCUCACCACCUCGGCCCGCGUCCGCCACUCCUGCCCCUUCUGGGCCGGCUUCUCGGUGCUGCUGUCUGGACUCAUUGGUGUCGUCUCCUGGAAGAGACCCCUCUCCCUCGUGAUCACCUUUUUCAUGCUGCUCUCUGCAGUGUGCGUAAUGCUGAAUCUGGCCGGCUCUAUCCUCUCCUGUCAGAACGCUCAGCUUGUCAGCUCCCUAGAAGGCUGUCAGUUGAUUAAGUUUGACAGCGUGGAGGUGUGCGUCUGCUGCGAGACGCAGCACCAGUCGGCUGGCUGCAGCAACCUGGGGGAGACGCUGAAGCUGAACCCGCUGCGGGAGGACUGCAACGCCGUGCGGCUGACCCUCAAGGACCUCCUCUUCAGCGUGUGCGCCCUCAACAUCCUCUCCACCAUCGUGUGCGCGUUGGCCACGGCCAUGUGCUGCAUGCAGAUGGUCUCCUCCGACGUCCUGCAGAUGUUCCUGCCGCAGAGGGCGCUCUCCACCAGCCCGGCCUGCGCGACCCCGCACGGCACUGUCCUCCACCAGACCCUGGACUUCGAGGAGUUCAUCCCGCCUCUGCCCCCGCCCCCCUACUACCCUCCCGAGUACACCUGCACACCCACGGCCGAGGCCCACAGGGGCCUGCACCUGGACUUCGCCCCCUCUCCGUUCAGCGCCUUGUACGACAUGGCCAUCCACAGCCCGGGCCUGCUCUACCCCGCGGAGCUCCCACCGCCCUAUGAGGCCGUGGUGGGCCCGGCCCCAGCCAGCCAGCUCCCGAGCACCGACCAGCAGGGCGCCGAGACCAGCCCCCGGCACCCAGGCACCAUGGGAGGCUGCAGCGCCCGAGCGACUGCCAACAGCACGAGCCUCCCAGUAUCCGAGGGUGUCACCGCACCAGACCCAAGCCACCUGUCCCCUGAUGGCCCUGCGGGUGCCCCGCCACCAGCCCCCCACCCCAGCCUUGCAUGCCCCGAAGGCCCUGACCGGGGUGCACGGGCACGUCUGGGUGCUAGUCGCGUGACCCGCUCCACCAGCGACCCCACCUCAUGCUCGUCCCGGGCAGCAGACGAUGCCUGCCGCAGCCAGGACCCUGACGCAGGACCGUCUCCGGCUGCUCUGGGGACCGUUUCCCGGUCUCGCUCUGUCGCGCCUGCCUAUGCCCGUCAGCACCGGCCUGCGCCUCCCCUGGAGCCAGAUGCCUGGAAAAGCCAGCAGCACGUGGUGCCGGAGGCCUCACGGGUGGUCUCCAAAGAGCGGCCAUGCUCGGCGGAUGGCACAGCCCAUGCAGACACCAGGGUCUCAGUGGUGGCUAAGUUUUUGGAACACGCCAGCCACGUCCUCCCCCCGGAGACGCGGCACGCGGCGGUCACGUCCGAGGACUGCCACCGUCCACGUGGCUGCUCUGGACCGGGUGUGAAGCGGUCACCAGUCUAGACGGGGCCUCGGAGAGGCGGGCAGCAGACCGGCCUUGCUGGAAACCAGUGCGCGUGUGGGGAGAGGCCGGGGGCCUCGGGGUGGCUCGGGGGCUGCUGCUCCCGCUCUCAGUUGUCUUCCUGGAGGUGACGCAGAGCAGGAGGACCCUCUCCUGUCCCUCGUGGACUCUAUGGUUGUCAAGCAGGCGGCACUUUGCACAAGAACCUGGUGGCAGGUGACAGUCACGGAAUGGGGACACUGUUUUCAAACCCAGGGCCAUGGAACCCAGACUCCCUUCACCCCCGACCCCCAUUUGCCGUGGUGUUAAGGGGACGGUGGUGACAUCCAGUGACAAGGCUGUGUUCCCGUGCGCUGUUCUCCCUGGGUCCUCAGCUUUAUGUCUGCGCUGGGCCCAUGCACU
This is a messenger RNA of Phyllostomus discolor (pale spear-nosed bat), 2202 nucleotides long. RefSeq names its product family with sequence similarity 189 member A1 (gene ENTREP2). The transcript is spliced from 11 exons. Gene Ontology annotation, cellular component: membrane. The record is from RefSeq and is a predicted model, not a curated record. The coding region runs from base 213 to 1802 and encodes 529 amino acids. Lineage: Eukaryota; Metazoa; Chordata; Mammalia; Chiroptera; Phyllostomidae.